Molecule: messenger RNA, 2682 nt
Organism: Neltuma alba
Lineage: Eukaryota; Viridiplantae; Streptophyta; Magnoliopsida; Fabales; Fabaceae
Exons: 5
Coding region: 1-2682 (893 amino acids)
Molecular function (GO): nucleic acid binding; zinc ion binding
Source: RefSeq, a predicted model, not a curated record
AUGGAAGUAAGGAAAGAGAAAAAUGAUUCAUCUUUGGGGAAAUCACAAAUAAAGACCCUCGAAUUAGCAAAAUCACUCAAUGGUCACCUGAAUUUGCUAAAUUAUCAUGAGGGACCCGGUCUCAAAUGGCAAAUAGCAAAUGUUGGUGAAAAGACGAAAUUGCCCCUCAGUCAAUCUGAUUCAUUAAUGAAGGCUGAGACAAACAAAGUGAUCGUGGAGAGCUUGGAGGAGAAGAUUGGUGGUGCACAUGGUAUGGAGGGAGUGAGCAGUGGAGUUGAUCAUGGAAUAAUACUGUUGCCAUUGAUCUCUGUUAGGAAUAUCACGAAUGGGAGAGUGGGGGAGGGGAAAUGGAAGGAGGAUGACAAAAUGAACUGUUACAAUGGGUCAAGCUGUUGGAAGGAAUUGUUUUGUUUUUUCCAUGUUGGUGGGUAUUUUGAAAGAAACAGUGAAGGUGAAGUUAAAUACGGGGGAGGGAGUGUGAGAGCAAGCAGCAUAAAAGAAGGGAUAACACUGGAGGAAUUAAGAGGAACAAUAUCACAGUUGGUACACAAUGAUGCUAAAGGGUGCGAAAUUAAGUACACGGUUAAGUUUGCUGAGGGCACACUGGUUGAUCUUUAUGAUGAAGGUGAUAUUUGCAAUAUGUUUAGAUAUAACGAUAGCAGUGCUCAUUUGUAUGUAGCAGCGAAAGGGAACCAGAAGGAAGGUGGAGCAGUGAAUGAUGGAGAAAUGGGUGAGAAUUUGUUUGGGCUGUCGGGAGAAAUGACUGAAGGUGUGGUGAACCUUGGUGAUAACUAUGAACCACUCAUUGUUGACUAUGGUGCUGAAUGCCUAACGUAUGAAGGAGGGGGUUUAAGUCAGACAAACUUCAGUGACGGUUCAGGGAGUGAAGGGACAUUGAGGGGUAAUUUGAAUUGCAUGAAAUGGGUUGGAGUUUUUGCAGGGGUGGGGCAAUAUAUUCCACAUGCCCAAGCUUUUAGGGAGGCUGUGUACAGGUUUAGUAUUGCACAGAAGUUUGCAACGACAUAUGUGAGAAACAGUAGGGAGAAGAUGAAUGUGAGGUGUAAAGUGGAAGGGUGUCCAUGGAAGAUUUGUGCAAAUGCUGUUGGGAGGGAUACUCUUUUAUUACGCGUGACCACAUUCGUUAAUGAACACAUUCAUUCAGCGCAAGAUAACCUAGAUGUCACUUUUGCUGGCAAUGCUGCGUUGACGUCAUCAAUAAUACUUGAGGAGAUAAGGAACCACACCGAAAAGCGUCCUACUGAAAUAAGGAAGACACUGGAAAGGGAAUAUGGUGUGAGGCUAACAUAUGCUCAAGCUUACAGAGCAAAGGAAAAGGCCAUGGAACACAUACAUGGGAAACCAGAAGAAUCCUAUAUGUUCAUACCAUGGAUAUGCCAAAGAUUAAAGGAAACUGAUGAUAAAACAGUUGCUGAAUGGGCUUCCAUUGGUAAUACAUUUGAGCGGGUUUUCAUUGCAUAUGGUUCGUGUAUUGAGGGUUUUUUGAGUGGUGCAAGGGCUAUAUUAUAUGUUGAUGGAACUCAUUUAAGUGGUCCAUAUAAGGGGACACUACUCUCAGCGUCGGGAUAUGAUGCAGAUAAUGACUUGUUGCCUUUUGCAAUAGCAGUGGUGAAAUCAGAGAACCUUGAUGACUGGACUUGGUUUCUGUUCAAAAUCAAAGAAAUUGUUGGUUCGGUGCAGGUGACAAUUGUGUCAGACCGACACAAUGCCAUAAUAGGAGCUGUCCAAGCAAUAUUUGGAGGUGAAAGACAUGCGUAUUGUUAUAGGCAUGUGAAGGAAAACUUCAGCGCUGAACAAGUAAAAGUAAACAGAGGUAAAAGGACAAGCCAAUGGUCAAAAGAAGAUGCAUUAAAGGUUCUUGAUAGAGUUGCUUAUGCAAGGGUUGAUAGUGACUUUGAUAAUGCAAUGGCAGAGCUGAGAACUAUGUCUCCUGAGUUACAUGAUUGGGUUAUCAAUCAAGGUGAUGUGAAUAGGUGGGCAAUGAGCAAGUUUCCAUUUAAAAGAUGGGACAAUAUAACAACCAAUAUAGCUGAGUCUUUCAAUUCUUGGAUGGUGAAGGAGAGAAAGCAUAAUGUGGCGCAAAUGAUCCAUGAGCAUCGGGAGAAAGUAGCAAGGAAGAUGCAUGCAUCAUAUAUGUGUAUGAGUAAGUGGAGGAAUUGUGUUGGGCCAAAAACCGAGGCAAAGGUUCUGGAGAAUGUGUAUUUCAGUAGGUAUAUGAGUUGUGACAAUUAUGGAGGCGGAAGACUGUGUGUACAUACAUCUCGUGGAGAUCAAAGAGUAGACCUUGGUCUACACCAAUGUAGUUGUCUUGGUUGGCAAAUGUCAGGAAUUCCAUGCUGCCAUGCUUGUGCAGCCAUUAAGACUGUGGGGGGAAAUGUAUAUGAAUAUGUUGAAGAUUGUUACAAAAUUUCAGCACAGGAGAAAAUAUAUGGCAGGAGCAUGGUUCCAGUGGUAACAAUCGAUAUGCCUAACCCAAAUGACUAUAGGUUUGAGAAUCUUGUUGAACAAACCUUGCUUUUACCACCAAAUACAAGUAGGCCUCCUGGAAGACCAAGGACUAAACGGCAGGAAUCACAAUUCCAGAACAAAAAAGUCUACCAUUGCACCAGAUGCCACCAACCUGGACACACAAGGAGGAGUUGCAAAAAUCCCAACCCAUUUUGA